Molecule: messenger RNA, 2333 nt
Organism: Petromyzon marinus (sea lamprey)
Lineage: Eukaryota; Metazoa; Chordata; Hyperoartia; Petromyzontiformes; Petromyzontidae
Gene: EDIL3
Product: EGF like repeats and discoidin domains 3
Cellular component (GO): plasma membrane
Molecular function (GO): calcium ion binding; signaling receptor activity
Source: RefSeq, a predicted model, not a curated record
CGCUGCGUGUCCGAGAACGGAGUGGAGUCGGUUGGAUUGCUCGGCGUUGUUGGUGGGGGUGGGGUGGAGGGUGACACGUUUGGCUGCUUCGCGAUGGUUGAGCCUCAACGUUAUUUAAAGGGCUCCUGGAUUCGUGGCGUUAUUUUGACGCCCGCUGUGAGAACUCGCUCACGUCAUCUCACCACCGCACGCAGUCGCUGCAGUGCGCGCGCACGCACGCGCACGGGAAAGACAGCGCGCAAGGCAGCCGCCUCUGGCUCGUUGUGAUUGCACGCGCAUUGGGGAUUGGAUGCACCCAUCAUCAUCAUCCCCGCCCCUCCUCUGAUACGAUUCCCAACAAGAGGCGGCUGGCUACUCUAUAAAUAGAGCAGCUUCGUCCUGUUUAUUUCUAUUGACGUAUCUAGGCUGUAGCAGCAGCAGAAUCCACAACAUUCACAACAUCAACAGCCACCGCAGCAACAGCAACAGCAUGUGUCUCAUCAGCGGCUACCUCCUCCUGUGUCUGCUCUGCACUGCGGCUGUCCGUGGUGAGGAGUCAUGUGAUCCAAACCCGUGCGACAACGGUGGAACGUGCCUGCUGGACUCCACUAAGGACAGCAUCACCUCCGUGUACCUGUGCAUCUGCCCCGGAAAUUUCACCGGGCCAAAUUGCUCCUUUUCCAGUAAAGACAAUGGAAAUCCACAAGAGGCGUCUGGCUCGGAUCUGCCAGGUCCCUGCUCACCCAAUCCGUGCCACAACUCCGGGGAGUGUCACGUCAGCCUGGCUCCGAGGGGCGACGCCUUCGCCGACUACGCGUGCGAGUGCCCACGCGGAUUCGAUGGCAUUCACUGUCAACACAACAUCAACGAGUGCUCGCUGAGCCCGUGCCGGAACGGGGGCAUCUGCACGGACCUGGACGCGGACUACUCCUGCGAGUGCACCGGCGAAUUCAUGGGCAAAGACUGUCACCUGCGCUGCUGGUCCCCGCUGGGCCUGGAAGGAGGAGACAUCCGGGACGAUCAAAUCACGGCGUCGUCGCUGCUCGUCGCGGUCAUGGGCCUGCAGCGGUGGCUGCCCUCCCUCGCGCGCCUCAACCGCGCCGGCAUCGUCAACGCGUGGACGCCCGCGCAGAGAGACUCGCAGCCCUGGAUACAGGUGAACCUGGAGAGGCGGCUGCGAGUGACGGGCGUGGUGACGCAGGGCGCGAGCCGGUUCGGCAGCGCCGAGUACGUGCGCACGUUCAAGCUGGCGCACAGCGGCGACGGGCGCAACUGGACGGUGUACCGGGACGCGGCAACGGGCCGAGACAAGGUGUUCCUGGGCAACCAGGACAAUGGCUCCCCGCGGUCGAACACGCUCAGUCCCCCGAUCGUGGCCUCGCUCGUCCGCCUCAUGCCGCUGACGUGCCGCAGGCGCUGCACCCUGCGCAUGGAGCUGCUGGGCUGCGAGACCAACGGCUGCUCCGAGCCGCUGGGCUUGAAGUCGGGGCUCGUUGGCGACACGCAGAUCUCGGCGUCGAGCGUCUUCCAGACCCUGGGGCUGCCCUGCUGGACGUGGGAGCCGCACCUGGCGCGCCUCGACCGCCAGGGCCGCAUCAACGCCUGGUCGGCCGCCAAGGGGGACCCCAACCAAUGGCUGCAGAUCGACCUGGGCGAGGCUCGCAAGAUCACGGGCAUCGUGACGCAGGGAGCUCGCGACCUGGGUCACAUGCAGUUCGUGCGCUCGUACCGCGUGGCGUCCAGCGAGGACGGCGCCACGUGGACCGUCUACAAGGACGACGAGACGCGGCGGGACAAGAUCUUUGCUGGAAAUUACGACAACAACAGUCACAAGAAGAACAUGUUCAACCCGCCCAUAAUCGCGCGCUACGUGCGAGUGCUCCCCUACUCGUGGUAUCGGCGCAUCACCUUGCGAGUGGAGCUCAUCGGCUGCGACUUCUGACGCGGCAACGGCGGUGGCGAUGCAGCAGCCGCCGCUGCGCGGCGUUCCCAUCCUAUUAGUUCAUCCGCUCGCGCGAUCACCCGCGUGGCCUCAAGUCCGACACGUUCAAGUUCGCCCACUGCGGGAGGGUUAGGGUGGGGAUAAGCGUUGGGGGGGGUUCGUACGACGACGGUGAUGGUGAAGCUGGAAGAAAAAGCAGUGGCUCUGAGAUGUUGGGGAUAACGUUGGGAUCGCCCCUCAUGGUCACACGAACGUAAAGUUGGUGUGGAAAUGUUAUCGGUAGAUUUCGGAUAAGCAGUGAGCUUUUGAUAACACUGAUGCAAGGGUUGUGGUCAUAUUUUUAGAUUUAAAGCUUUCGUGCCUGCAGGGAUUCAUCUUCUUGGUUCUUUCGGUAAAGUCACGCAGAAUGGAA